AUGAGCUUCACAACCUGCGAGCAUUGCUUCACAGGAUGGGUUCCUCGCCAGGACCUAGCUUGGUAUCCCACCUGUUGGCAUUGUGGCAAACCGUGGAAAAAGAAGCCAAAGAAAACGGGGACUUGGUCCUGGGGCACUGAGAGGAAGUGGACGCCAGAGAGGGUGAGAAUCUCCCCAAAAGCUCAAAAGGGCCACAGAGCUGUGAAGGCCCUAGAUCAGGCAUGGCAGCACCUGGACGAAGGAGCCCGGACUGCGUUAGAAGCGGCAGGCUGGACCCCGACGCACCCGCAACCACCCCCGGGCCUGGAAGCCAGAGGAGCCAUGUCUGAUCAAGAAUAUAAGGAGGCCGCACAGAGCCUGUGGAACGGAGCGGAUGAAGCAGCCAAGAUUCUGCUCAAGGAAGCAGGCAUCGAGGAGCCCAAGGAUGAGCAAAUGGAGGAGGUUCCACCAAAAGUGCGACUUCAGAAAACAAUGGCGGCCUACAAACAGAACACGAAUGAGCUUCGCUCGCUCAUUGCCAAGAAGGUUCAGCUCCAAAGCCGCACCGAAAGGCUCAAGGAACAGUUUGAGCAGAGUAUGAAAGAACUUGCAGCAAUGUCGGAGAAAAUCGCCCAGAAAGAGCAGGACAUCCUCAAGAUCCAAUCUGCAGUCAAGGAGCAGGUUGAAAAGGAGGAUCAACCAAAGCAGGCCGUUGAAGCCAGCAGGCUCCUAAGAUGUGCCGGCAUUGCCCUCACGCCUGAGCAGCAGGCGCAGCUGAACAAGCAUCUCAGACAUGAGGCCGAAGAAGGGGAGCCCCAGAAUUUCCCCACCUGGAAGAAGGAGGUGGGAGUACCCGCCGAGUUGAUAGGUGCUGCCCUUCCAGAGGGAACAGAGUUCGGCCCGACAAGAAGAAGAUUGGAUUUUCGGAGUAGCCCAACCGAGGGUCGAGCUACUCCCCUUGAAAGUCAGGAUGAGCAUCUGUAG
Symbiodinium natans is the source of this 963-nucleotide messenger RNA. The record is from the annotation of a GenBank genome assembly. NCBI's taxonomy places the organism in Eukaryota, Dinophyceae, Suessiales, Symbiodiniaceae.